CUCAUGAUCUUGGUGUAAAGCUGAGAGACUAGUCAUAAGGUUCAUUAGCAAUGCUACAUACCUGCAUUGGUGCUUACUCAAAUGCAUGAGCUAUUGCUAGGAUUGGAAGAACUUCACCAUGGCUUUCUUUUUUUAACGGGUACAUGGCAGUAGCUCGCAUACAGGCUGGAAAGCCUUCUUUGAGCGCCUUAGGUUGACGAUGAGCAGCUCUUUGGCAACACAUAUAGGACGCCGGCGCUUUGAGACUCCGCUUCUUGACUCAAUCGGUUGCGUUGUACUUGCUCCCACAACUUUGAACUUCAACCUUGUGUCGAACCUACUAAAAGUGUUCCUAUACUGACGUGGAGCCGUCUUUUAAACAUGCGACUUUCAAUACUCGCCUUUCUCGGCGUUAGCGCUGCCUCUUUUGCGCAAGCCAGAUCCACCUCCCGCUUAACUGACCCCGGUUUAGACCGGCAAACUGCCGACGACCUUCAACGGCUGGCUAGUCUCGCGCAGGCUGCCUUCGAAGAUACCAAGUCGCAGAUCGAAACCGGUGAGGUCCGGAAGCGUGGGGGUACUUGCACAUGGAACAAUGUUCGAGUCCGCAGGGAAUGGGGCUCGCUGAGCAGAAAAAACAAGCUCGAUUACAUCGAAGCGGUCAAAUGUCUGCAGUCUAAGCCUUCUCGCACCCCGUCAUCAGAGGCGGCAGGUGCGAAGACAAGGUUUGAUGACUUUUUGGCAACCCACAUCAACCAGACCACGACCAUACACUACACUGGUAACUUCUUGUCUUGGCAUCGAUACUUCACCUGGUUGUACGAAGAAGCUCUCCGCAACGAGUGCGGCUACCAAGGCACCCAGCCGUACUGGGACUGGUCCAAGACAGCAAUCACAGGUAUGGAAAAAUCGCCCAUCUUCGACGGGAGCGAAACUUCCAUCUCUGGAAAUGGCGAGUUCAUCCCUGGGCGUGAAUCGAUUGUGCUCGGAGCUGCACAGGGCCUACCCCCGAUUUACCUUCCUGUAGGUACCGGCGGGGGAUGCGUGACCUCGGGGCCCUUUAAGGAUAUGGUUGUCAACCUUGGCCCUGCUGCCCUCGACUUGCCCGGUGGCGUUGUUGAGUCGAGUCCCGGGGGACCCCUCUCUUAUAACCCUCGCUGCCUCAAGCGUGAUCUAACGACGGAGGUCAACCGUGUCUUCGCCAACAUCACCUCCGUGCUGUCCAACAUCCUUCAGCCCCAAAAUGUAUACGACUUUCAAAUGCAAAUGCAAGGUGUCCCAGGUAGUGGCAGCAUUGGUAUGUUCAUUUUUAGUCCAUGCGGUUUCAUGAUGACAAAAUCACUUCUGACCGAUAUUGUGCUAGGCAUUCACGGUGGCGGUCAUUACGCUCUUGGAGGAGAUCCUGGAAGAGACGUCUUCACUUCGCCAGGUGACCCGGUUUUCUACUUUCACCAUUCUAUGAUUGACCGAGUAUGGUGGAUGUGGCAGAUGCUUUCGCCUCGGGAGAGACAAUACGGCGAGACUGCUCUUGCCGGAACCAACACGUUUUUGGAUCAGCCUCCCAGUGCCAACGCGACCAUGGAUGAUUUCUUGGGGUAUGGAUACGUUGACGCAGAACCCAUCAAAAUCCGGGACGCUAUGAGCACUGUUGCAGGACCGUUCUGCUACGUAUAUCUUUGAGGAGGAUCGGCUCCUUUCCGUGACAGUCGCUUAUGAUCUCAUGAUCACUGUUGGCAAACUUGACAUUCCGAGUAAAUAGUAGUAUUCAACAUCAGCAUUAAAUUUCGAAUCGUAACCCCGUUCGUGCUUAUCACAGGCUGGGUGUGACCAC
Molecule: messenger RNA, 1810 nt
Organism: Colletotrichum navitas
Lineage: Eukaryota; Fungi; Ascomycota; Sordariomycetes; Glomerellales; Glomerellaceae
Exons: 5
Coding region: 361-1659 (432 amino acids)
Molecular function (GO): oxidoreductase activity
Source: RefSeq, a predicted model, not a curated record